AUGGAGGUACCUUCACAACGAUUGAAACGAUCGCGCAAAUCUGAUUCUCCGCUAACGCAGCUCGGACUACAGGUGCCCAAAGCCCGGGGAGCUGGUAGGUCAGGUCCUCGUCGCAGAACAGGCUGCCUAACCUGCCGCGCUCGAAAGGUAAAGUGCGAUGAGACCAAACCGAGCUGUUCAAACUGCGAUCGCCUACGAAUAAGCUGUGUUUAUAAGCCGCCCAUCGCCCUCGAUGGCCCCUGGCCUUCUUUUCGAUCUAAAGAGUCAGCGCAUGCGACCCAGUCUACCUCAUCGCCGUCACCCGCUGCAUCUGCAUCUACACCUGCGUCAUCUUCUGCGUCUAUAUCACAUCGUUCGCAAGAUCUGAACUUCUUCGGCACUGUUCUCCGCUCGGAUGAUCAGCAUCGUACGAUUCAUGCGUCGGAUGCAAUAAGACGGCUACCCGCUGAUAUAGUGUCAUACCCGCCCGAACUGGGAGGUCAGUUUGAUAUGCUUGGAUUCAUGGGUGGUAUUACGUCGGGGCUGGAACAGAAGCAUCUUGACUUAACGAGUGGACUGGCCGGCUUUGCUACCAGCUCCGCACAACAGUUCCCAGCAGCGGGUCUUGCAACAAAUAGUGCAGAGAAAGCGCAGUUCGACACGGACGGACACUCGACUCUGAAUCCGGAGGGCUCAUCGUUGGUAGAUGUGUCAAUUGGAAGUGCAGGUGCAAGUGCAAGUGCUUCGGAUGCAACAACCCGAGGGAGUUGGUCAGAUGCGGGCGGUACUUCCCAUGAAGAACAGCUAUUACAACAUUUUUUAGCCGCAGAUCCUCCGGCGGGCAUUUUUGCCCCAGUGACUAUAGAAUGGCAGUAUGUUCGACCAGCUGUGAUGGCUCACGCGCGAGACUUUGCCCCUCUUCUAAACGCAUUGUAUUGCUACUCAGAUAUUCGCAAGGCUACGACAGAGGGCAAGCAGUGGCAAUGGGCUCCAACAUAUUACCGAAUAGCGAAUUCUGGUAUUCAAUCAUGCUUACUAGAGGAUGUUUCUGACUCAACGCUACUCAAUAUAUUUACGACGGUAUUCUUCUUGAUGCUGUCCGAGCUAUUUUCUUCACCUGAACUAUGUGCUCCAGGCACAUCCUAUCUUCAUUCAGGAUAUCUUUUACUACAACGAUUUCAUGGCCGUAAUCGGACAUGGACGGGGCUUGGGAACCUCAUGGUUUCGUGGGUAUUGCUGCUUGAUGUCAAAUCUCUCAUCGCAGGCCGUGAUGGCGACCCUCUGACCGAACUAGGAAACACCCCUGCGUCAGCGCCAGCGCCAGGAUUGAUUAAGCCUACAGAUGAGAAUGGUCUGGGAACAUCGAAAACAACGGAUGAUCUCAAAGACGAGAGUAACGACGACCCAUUCCGCAGCCCGAGCUAUCUAGUGUAUGAGGCAAUUGUCGGUCCAGCAUUCCGAUUCUUCGUACAAGCGCAGCAAGUUGUCCGGCGUAUUGUACAUAUCGACCUGCACCACCGCAGUCGUGGAGCUCUCAGCGACGAAUUUGAGGUUCUUCAAAUAGCCCACAAAGUGGGAGCAGAUCUCGAAACCCUCUGGCACAGCCGACCACCCGUCAUAGAUGUGUAUAGACAGUCAGAUGCAUUGACCGGCAUGCUUAAUGGCCCGAUAGCGGACGAAAUCUGCCGUGCAUUUCGACAAUAUGUAGCCAGCUUCCUGGCUAAUUUCAUCUAUUUACACCGAGUCGCAUUCGCCAUAUACCCACGCACUGACCGGGUCAACGGCGCUGUUGACAAGAUCAUCCAACUAGCUGCUGUCGAGUUUGUGAGUGCUGCACAAGGUCAUCUCCCCGUCAGUUUCCUGUGGCCACUAUUUAUCGCUGGUCUAGAGGGCUCGAAAGAGCAGCGCCGUUGGAUUAUCCAACAAAUGCAGCGUAUGGCUGAGUCAGAGUCCACUGCCAGUCGGCAUCCCAAUGCAGAAAAAGUCAUACUCCUGUUAGAAGAGAUGACUAGGCGACAGGAUACAUCGCGCACAUGGGCAGACUCGCGGUACGUACGACGGGAGCUAUUUCCAGACUUUUUCAUAAUCAUUUAA
This is a messenger RNA of Penicillium taxi, 2073 nucleotides long. RefSeq names its product Zn(II)2Cys6 transcription factor. The transcript has a single exon. The coding region runs from base 1 to 2073 and encodes 690 amino acids. Gene Ontology annotation, molecular function: DNA-binding transcription factor activity, RNA polymerase II-specific; zinc ion binding. Lineage: Eukaryota; Fungi; Ascomycota; Eurotiomycetes; Eurotiales; Aspergillaceae. The record is from RefSeq and is a predicted model, not a curated record. Gene Ontology annotation, biological process: regulation of DNA-templated transcription.